Molecule: messenger RNA, 3689 nt
Organism: Patella vulgata (common limpet)
Lineage: Eukaryota; Metazoa; Mollusca; Gastropoda; Patellidae
Exons: 2
Coding region: 139-2070 (643 amino acids)
Source: RefSeq, a predicted model, not a curated record
UAAACACAAUAGUGUAGUAUAAUUCAAAUUCCCGUACUGACCUGUAUUGCGCGACUGGAUUAUAUCACUCAAUGAAGUGUUACACCAACUUGAGGUAAAUGGUUAUUCUGUCCAGACCUAAGAGUAUCUUCUAGAAAGAUGAUGUGGUUUAAAAAAAUAGAAAUUAAAAAAACAGUGGAGCGGAAAAUUCCAAAGGUUGUCUUCUGCCUUAUUCUAUUCUCGUGUGUAUUUCGAAUACUUUACUGGUCCUACUUGGAAACCAUUCCGAUGGAAGAAUUCCCCAUUUUGUCUCCGGAUUUCUUUGUGGAUACAACUGGGUGUAAAAUACCGGAUUAUAACCCAUUCAGUACUUCCAUUAAAAAGUUCUUUAAAUAUCGAGAGAAAUAUGGCUGUUUAGUGAAAGAUGCAUACACGAGUCAAGAAGGGAUUACCCUAAGAAUAUCUGCGAAACUGAAAAGUUUCACAGAGUUUUCCCAUUGUGAAUACAGGGGAAUAGAAAGAGAGUCUAAUUCCGAACACAAAGUUAUUUUUACUGAAUCUAUAAAAUUUACGGAUGAUGUAAACGUUACACAUGGUCAAAUCAAAGUCACCUGUUUUGAUGAAAACGGAAAUGAUAUCUAUAGAAAUUAUCACGCGUUCAUUUUACCCAAAACGGAACGCAUUAAGGAAUUGGAUAAGCAAUUAGUCCAACACAAGGCGCAAAACAGACCAAGUGAAUUGUUGAAUGUCUGGAUGAUUGGUAUAGAAUCUAUGUCCAGGCUCAACCAUAUACGAAAUAUGCCAAAAACAAGAGAUCUUUUGCUAAACAAACUCGGAGCAUUUGACUUUAAAGGUUACACAAAAGUAGCAGAUAAUUCUUUUAUCAAUAUUGUGCCGAUAUUAACGGGACAUUUUGACCAAGAGGAAUUUGAAAGGCUAAAUAUCACCCAAUCCACAAAAACACCAGCCGAUGAUCUUAAUAUCAUUUGGAGGAAUUAUUCUCAAGCUGGUUAUUCAACACUAUAUGGGGAAGAUUUUCCAGAAAGUGGAACAUUCCAGUACACCAUGGGUGGUUUUCAAAAACUGCCAACUGAUUAUUAUUUACGACCUUUUGCUAUAGCUCUUAACGACGAUCCGUACGUAUGGAAUAGUUUCCAUAACUGUGUUCAGAAUCGUUCAGAAACAAGCAUCAUACUUCAAUACGGUUUAGACUUUUUUCAAACUUUCCGACAUCGUCCAGCGUUUGCGUUUUCAUUCCCAGUACACCUGACUCACGGUGAGGCAAUUAAAUACGCGUAUACCGCCGACGAUUACUAUUUUGAAAUCCUGGAAAAAGCUCUACAUAACGGAAUUUUUAACAAUACUGUGUUGAUUUUCUUUGGCGAUCACGGAUACCGUUUUGGAGAUUUUGUAAAAACAUUUAUAGGCAAACUGGAGGAACGAAUGCCGAUGAUGUAUGUCACAGUUCCAAAGUGGUUUCAUCAAAAAUAUCCUCAAAUCGUGAAUAAUUUAUCGCAUAAUACAAAAAGAUUGACAUCAAACUUUGAUAUUUAUGAAACAUUAAACGAUAUUUUAUAUUUUACCGGUAACCCAAAGGGAAGUAUUGACGUCACAAAACAAAGGGGAAUAAGUCUGUUUGAAAAAAUCCCAGGCGAAAGAACGUGUGACAAUGCUGGAAUCCUUCCACACUGGUGUGUCUGUAAAUUAGAAGAAGAUGGACUAAGUAAAAACUCUGAAUUUCGCGAUAGAAGUGUGCAGUUCUUCGUAAAUGAAGUUAAUAAUAGAUUAGAAAAUUAUAAAAUGUGCUCAAGAGUCCAACUUAGUAAAAUAAAAGACUUUAAAAUAUUUAAAUCUACAAGCAAAAGUCCCGAUAACGUUUCUGCUCUCUCUAAUGGAUCAAACAUGUACAUCAUUAAAAUUUCUGUUUUAUUAAAUCCGGGAUCGGGCGAGUUCGACACCACCUUAGUUUACAACGCGCGAUCUGAAACAUUUGAUACUCCCGGAGCAAUCAGUAGAAUGAAUAAGUAUGGCCACACGGCGGAUUGUGUUAAAGGUGAAAAGAUUCAACCGCUCUGUUACUGUGAAUAUUGAUUGACACCACUCCUCUUGCAGUGUCACGGCCGAUUCUUGCAGUGUUGUCGGUUGACUUAUAUGGUUAUACUACUUCUGUUUAUAAAAUUCAGAAGUAGUAUAUCCAUAAAAGUGUGUUAAUUUUAAUCGUUUAUUAAUGAUUAAAUCUAUUUACUGGUUGUUUAUCAAAAUGAAAUGUUUAAUUAACAAUGUGUUAAUUUAGCACAAGGAAAACAUAAGUUAAAUUUGAUGAUAAGUGAGUUAAACAUACAUUAUACAAGAGCUAAAUCUGUCUAUUGCAGAUCUUUCUUUAGUCCUGAAAUGUUAUCUAAAUUAUUAAUUAGACAUUAAUUAACCUAUCCAUGACAUAAUCAACUCUAGAUGGCAUCGCUAGCCUGUGAUCUUCAGUGGAUUGUGAGCCGAUUUACUGCAUAACUUUCCUUCACGAUUUAACGAUUAAAUGGAUAAUCGAGACUAUGCUGUUUAUCGUACUAACUUUAGUAAUGAUGACCGAGGCUAGGCGGAAAUUUCAAUCGCUUAAUUCUCGGUUCAUAGUGGAUCAAUUUGAAUGAAAUUUUCAGCAAAUUGCCUUUACAUUAUCUAGUUUUUAACUAUUAUAGUGAGUACUGCCAACUCGUUAUCGAAUCUCCCAUAAUGUAUCUUUAAUGUCAAGAGGUAAAGGCUACUUCGAAGCGUCGCACAAAUAAAUCAGUAAUUGUUCUUCCAUAAGUAUGUGUUUUAGUUUAUUGCUCUAUCCAGUUACUAAUCUAAAGGAUCAAGAAUCAUUUGUUUUGGAUUUUUCCCCAGCUCACACUAAAUCCGAGGUUCUUCUACCAGCCUAUAUUUUUAUACACGUAUUUGAAAAAUACAUUUAGGUCUACGUGUAAUAUUUAAUGCAUAAAAUCAAAAUGUUUUGAUCUUUUGAAUUCUAUUAUGUAAAAUACAUGAAUAAAGUAUAAAUAAUGAAUAAAGAGAGAAAAAUAAGAUUUAACGUUGAUGCGACGUUGUGAUCUUAUGAUCCAAACCCUCAAUAAUGAUAAAAGCCAAGACAUGUAUUAAAUAUGUUAUUGAAUUGGAAUAGAAACUGAAAAUAACCUAACACCCCGUGCGGGAUAUUUCAUUCAAAUAUUGUAAAAGGGUUGGUAAUAAAAGCUUUAUUGUCGAAACUUGAAAUUGUAGUAGUUGAAAACAGACCAAUAGAAAUCCAAGUUACUAAAUUGAAGGAUUCCUGAGAUCGAAUUUAAAGAGAAAAUUGAAUUUGAUAAAUUUGAAGUUUAGUGUAGUGUAAUAUGUCCUUGAAGUGUGACUGUUUGUUCUUUUAAAACCGAGGUCCCAUGUACACAUUGGCGUGCACGUAGAAGAUCCCUUGACAGUUGGUUGGAAUUCGAUAUAAGAGUAGGCCGUAGUGCCGCUGUCCGGGCAAAAUGUCCCUCAUAGCACACUGUAUGGCGUAUGCCCGUCUUCAUUAGCCCAGUUCGGAGCAGAACAGUAGGACGUUAAACCCCAUUUCAUUUCUCAUUUCUUUUCAUGUUUAAUGUGUUCGAAGUAAAUGUUGUUUUAAACCAAUAUUUCAUGUUGAAAAUGUUUUAUGCAAACCUGGCCAUUAAAAUAAAUAAAAGGAAUACACGAUAAAAGCUUUA